Molecule: messenger RNA, 1095 nt
Organism: Acanthaster planci (crown-of-thorns starfish)
Lineage: Eukaryota; Metazoa; Echinodermata; Asteroidea; Valvatida; Acanthasteridae
Product: solute carrier family 60 member 1-like
Source: RefSeq, a predicted model, not a curated record
AUGACAGAGGUAGACGCCUCGGUGCGCUAUGCUUCCCUCAGACCUGUGCAGAGGCUUUCUGUUGCUGUUCUGGGUCCCACUCUCCUGGCGCUUAAGGAACAGCUGACUGUAAGCUUCCCCGAGAUCUCCUACAUAUUCGUAGGCCGAAGCACUGGUUACCUGGCUGGGUCCGUGUGCAUGGGUCUGGCUAUAGGGGCCCUGGACACAGCUAAUCCCACUUCAGAAAGUGAAGUUGAGGUUUCCUCAGCUGUAUCCCCAGGCCAGUUUCGAAACGUGUACAUGAUAAUAGGAGUCUUCAGCAUGCUGGUAUCGGUGAGUUUCUUCUACUUUUUCUGCACAUCUCCGGUCAGACCCCCAUCCUCAACUACCUUCCGGCAAAAUGAAGACAGAAAGGCUAUGAGUAAGGAUUUCAAGUACACUGUUGUGGACCUGAUGUUCCUAUUUUAUUGCCUGUAUGUUGGGGCCGAGGUCACCUUCGGUGGCUACAUCUUCACCUUUGCCAUCCGAGCCCAGAAGGGGCAACUGUUUGAUGAGACUUCCGCGUCCUUGCUGAACUCUGCCUUCUGGGGGUCUUUUGCUACUGGCAGGGGCUUGUCCAUCUGCCUGGCCAGCGUUCUUGAGCUUCAUGUGAUGCUGACCUUAGACAUGGUUGGCUGCAUCGCUUCUUCAAUUGCCUUGUCCUGGUGUGGGGAUACCAACAGCACGGUGCUGUGGGUGGGAACAGUGGUGCUGGGACUGUCCAUGGCAUCCUUGUUCCCAGCUGGUAUCUCUUGGCUGGAGUCCUACUACAAAGUGACAGGGAGCAUGGCCACCAUCCUGGUCGUGGGUUCAUCUUUCGGCGAGAUGGCCUUCCCAAUGCUGAUGGGAUGGAUGUUACGCCAGAAAGACGACAUCAUGACAUCAGGCUUCCUCCAGGCAGGUCCCAUAGGCCUAAUGUACUUCAUGCUAACCACCGCUGGCUUAACAGCCAUCAUAUUCAUCGUGAUGCAGUACCUUGCUAAACAGCACAGGUGGAGCAGACAAAGCCUGGGACCUCAAACCCAGCCCAGGAUCUCAAGCUGGGUUUGCACGAUACCAUCAACAUGGAGGAAUUGA